Phaeoacremonium minimum UCRPA7 is the source of this 732-nucleotide messenger RNA. RefSeq names its product putative accumulation-associated protein. The record is from RefSeq and is a predicted model, not a curated record. Lineage: Eukaryota; Fungi; Ascomycota; Sordariomycetes; Togniniales; Togniniaceae. The coding region runs from base 1 to 732 and encodes 243 amino acids. The transcript is spliced from 3 exons.
AUGCAAAUCCUGUCAACGCUCCUCCUUGUCGUGGCUGUUGCCAAUGCCGUACCUACCCCAAAGCUGGGUCUUACUGUUGGCAAGCUCAUAGCUCGAGCCGAUGAUCGCCUCGAGAUUGCUCGUGCUGAGAAAGCUGAAGAAGCAGAACCAGCCAACAAACUUGAUCUCCAGUCACAGUUCGAUACUCCAACAGAGCUCCAAGGCGGCAACAUCCAGCAAGACACGACAUUUCCACCGGGUGCAGUUGGCGUCCUUGAAAUCGAAUUCUCCAACGCUGAUGGUCGCACCCUCACGGUCAAAGAAAACAAAACACCGGCUGCCCCUCCUGCUGGCUUCACUGCUCUUGAGCCCUCGUCUUAUCAAGUUCAGCUGAGUGGUGGCUCAGCUGAUGGGUUGACUCUGUCCAAGGUGGAUUUCAUUCGUAACGCCAACAGCACGGUCGAUAUCAGCCAGGGACAGAUCGGGCGUCUUUGCACCGAAACGAACACUUUCGUCAUCGAUCCUGCCGUAGGCGAGCUGGAGUUUGAGGCUGAGGAGAACGAACUUACCUUGACAGUCGCCAAUAUGAAUGCUGAAUGGGGCAUCUUCCUACCAGAUGCCGCCGCAGCAGCUCCAGCAGCGGGAGCCACGGAUGGUGCGGCGACAGGAGGGGCGACAGGUGGAGCGACAAGCACAGGAAAUACGCUCCUUGACCUCUUGAUGAGUCUCCUCACUCGAGGCAGCACUGCAUAA